Messenger RNA from Sceloporus undulatus (fence lizard), 2615 nucleotides. RefSeq names its product zinc finger CW-type and PWWP domain containing 1 (gene ZCWPW1). The transcript has 18 exons. Bases 213 to 2075 code for a protein of 620 amino acids. Gene Ontology annotation, molecular function: zinc ion binding. The record is from RefSeq and is a predicted model, not a curated record. Lineage: Eukaryota; Metazoa; Chordata; Lepidosauria; Squamata; Phrynosomatidae. Gene Ontology annotation, cellular component: nucleus.
AAAGCGCAGAGAGACACAGCAGUCUCCUGGCUGCAGAUCUCCUUGCAAAGGCCAGCUUCAUUGCCACAGUCCAAAAGAAACACGUAAGACAAUCCAUACAGUCAAGAAGUGUGUGAGCUUGUUUAUUUAUACUGAUAUAAAGAAAUCUGAUAGAAACGUCUGGACUUUCGAACCAACUGUGGACGAAUACAGACAAAACACUCUUAUGCACAAUGAGAAGCCGGAAGAAUAAAGCGGUCACGAAACUGAUUGUAAAAAUGAACUUUGCUAGACCCCACCAUGUUUCCCUUGCAAAAAAGAAAUCGGACAAACUCCCAGGAGAACAAAAAGAUGCAGACGCAAAAGGGACUUCUGCUCUUCUGAGCCAAAUUGCAGGAGAUGGAGUGGCAACCAAAUGCAUGAAAGCUGCCAAAACCCCAAAGAGGAGGCAGAAAAAGGGAACUACUAGUACAGAAAAGGAACCAAGAUUGAAAAACAAUCUGGGCAAGACCAAAAAGAAUGAAGGUUGCCUCACUGACGCACAGUUUGAGGAGAUUUUCCAGAGCGUGCUUCGAAAGGCUUUGCAGGAGAGCCUUGAAAACUCUGGGAAGAAAGCUUUUCCAGCAGAGCUUACUGAGGAAGGAGGCCCAAGAAGGGAGACUUUGGAGGUAUCUCUGGCUACCAAGGAAGGCGUCUCCAAAAAUAAAAGUGAGGAGAACAGCAAGGCAGUCCUUUUAGGAGCAGAAAAGGAUCAUGAGCUCAAAAUGAAGAAACACAGCAAACUCUCUGCAAGCAAGAACAGAAAGGGGAAAGAUGUGAGACCAGGAGCAGACAAUGGAGGGUGUAAGGAAAAACGGAAAGCAGCGCUCAAGAAAAAAGUUCAAGGCAACGCCCGAGUCAUCAUUGACCCAGAGGAAAUGCAGCAGGAGCAGAAGGCAGACGGAGGAGGAAGUAGUGGCAAGUGGUGCAUUGCAUGGGCCCAGUGCUCUUACCCAAACUGUGAGAAGUGGAGGCGGCUCCGCAAUGACAUAGACCCAAUGCUUCUGCCCGAGGACUGGUCCUGUAGUCAGAACCCAGAUCUCCAGUACAACAGCUGCAGCAUUCCUGAGGAGACAUGCUCAGGAUCUGAAGAUGAGGUGGUCUACUCGCUUUAUUUUCCAGGGUCGCUCGUGUGGGCCAAACAAUAUGGACACCCAUGGUGGCCUGGGAUCAUAGAGGCUGACCCUAACUUCGGAGAUUAUCUCCUGUUUUCUUCUCAGAGACAUAUGCUUCCCUCCGAGUACCACGUGACCUUCUUUGGCAACUCCGUAACCCAGGCUUGGGUCUCUGCCUCCAUGCUAAGGAGCUUUGGUGAAGCAAGCAUGGAGAGAAGUAGCUUGGCCAAGCUGAAGAGAAAAGGUGACAAGAGGAAAUUCAAAACUGCUCUCAAGAUGGCAAAAGAAGCACAGCAAAUAAACAUUAAGGAGAGAAUAAGGAUGUUUGGAUUCCACAGUCGAUUCAGUGAGAGAGCGUCACCCCAGAAUGAACAAGAUCACAUCACAAUUGUUUGCAAAUCGUCUGCCAAGAAGAGGGCUCAAGGAUCAGGGGGCGAGAAAAAGAAACCUGCAACACCAAACAAAAGUCAAGAGCAGCUUCUUCCUGGCAGACCAGUGAUGAAACCUGAUGUAAAUGGCAAGAAGAAAAUCAAGACAAAACGGGACAAAAACUUAGCAACUGAAGACCUCCCUCCUUUGUCAAAGAAGAGCCGGAGAGAGGUGCCAUGCCCCAAAGCUGAAGGUUCUAGCAAAGCAAAGAGACAGAAGAAUGGCCAGAAAGGUCUUCGGAAGUCCACUGUGUCACAGCGUAAAAGUAAGAAAGCCAAAUGCCUCAGUUCUUGCACAGAGAAUAGCACCACCGACUUAGCACUCUCCAGUUAUCCAAGCAAGAAAGACCGUUUGGAGAUGGCCAAAAUCUUCCUGAUGGCAGAAAGCAAGGACACUGGGGGCCUGGAGGAACCAUGCGAGUCUAUGGCAUUUGACCAAGAUGGAGAAGAAGCCUUUAGUAGCCAGGAGAUGGACUGUCCCAAUGACUUUUCCUUGGCCUUAUUUGAAGAUUAGUCUUUUGGAUGCAAUUGAGCCACCUGCUUCUGAAACGAAAGAGUCCAGUCCUUAGAGAAAGGAGCCAUAUAAAUAAAGUAAAUGGAUGGUCUCCCUCUGAAGCAGAAAAGGAUUGAUAGCGCUGGUAAGGAUAAAUAGCAUCAAAAGUAACCUUAGAUUAGAGAAACAUACCAAGAAGUGUGGAAAGAAGGCUGUUAACAGUUUUGAUUCUUGAAUUUAAUCCACCUAGGAAGUUGGUGACAGCUUAUUUUUAAACAGGGCUGUAAAAUUUCCUCUUUUCCGUUCGUUGGUUAAACAAGCAGCUUGAAGCAGAAUCAUAAAGAAGACAUAGAAAAUAGAAUUACCUUCCGGUAAAUCUGAACAAUUCACUUAAUGUUUAAUGCAAAGGCAAAACGACAAGGAAAAUGUAGACACGAGUUUUGCCCCAGUUUGUAAAAUGACAAACAUGUUGUUUAUGUUCUUUCAUAUUCUAAGGUGUUAAAGGAAAGAUGUUUCAUUAUAAUUCAGCAACAUUUUAUUAAAAGGUUUGUUUUAACGGAA